This is a messenger RNA of Cetraspora pellucida, 957 nucleotides long. The record is from the annotation of a GenBank genome assembly. NCBI's taxonomy places the organism in Eukaryota, Fungi, Glomeromycota, Glomeromycetes, Diversisporales, Gigasporaceae.
AUGAAUUUACAUCUUGCAGAUGAACAUGACAUAGUAAAAUUUCAAAAAAACCAGAGCAAUACAAAAGGUUCUCAGCAAACUAUUACUAGUAUACUACAAUGUGUUGUCUCUCACAAAGGAAUUAAAAAGCUUAAUAUUUGUCAUGCUGUUGCAGAAUGGCUUUCAAUGCUGUACUCUCAUACUGGUCAUGCUAUUAAGGAAUUUCUUAUUAAUAAAGUCCAAGAAUUUAAUUUACAAAAUAAAAUUCUUUGUAUUGUUACUGAUAAUGAUAGUAACAUGGCAAAGCAUCAACAAAUUAUCCAUAUACAAAAUUUGGUUAAAUUUUUUGAUUCACCUAAACAAAGUCAGAGAUUAGACAUCAUACAAAUUGAAGCACAUAAAAAAAAACAGAAAAAAAUAUUUUGUAAUAACCCAAAUUCAUCCGAUAAAUCUGAAAAUAAUAGUAAUUUUGAAGAUGAGGAGGAGGCAAUGAAGGUUCAUUAUGCAAAAAAUAUAGAUUCUAAUGAAUAUGACUAUAAUAAUGCUGAAGGUCUCCAAGAAACACCUAAUUAUGAUUUGGAGUCUAAUUCUUUAGAUGAUGAAAAUAAAAACAUACAAAAUAUCAUAUAUAACUCACUUUUUGAAUAUUGGGAUCACCUAUCACAAAUUUGCCUUCUCGCAAUAUUAUUAGACCUCUGGCUAAAAGAAAUGACUUUUGCAAAUGAAGAAACUCAUAAUAAUACCAUUAAUGAAUGUAGAUUUCAACUUCAUCAACUAAUGAAUAUACAAUUACCAAUAUCAAAUAAACACGCUACUUCAUCUAGCUCAAAAAAUCUCUCUCCUAAUAAUAUGUUUAAGGAUCUUAUAUUCAGUAAUACUCAAAGAUCACAAGAAUUUACAGAUGAAUUAGAUUUUUACCUUGACUUUAGGCAAACACCAUUAGCCUCUUCUGAUGCAAAUCCUCUCUUAUGGUGGUAA